AGGGCGACACAGGUGACGUCAUUGGGCCUUAUCCAGGAAGUGGCGAAACAUCAACAAGCGAGAGGCAGGGCGACGCUGGAGUCCAAGCAAAAGUCCCACCGACUCCAUUGUCAUUUUCUUUUUUUUCCCCUUUUUUAAAAAAUCUUAUUAUUUCCAAGUGGUUGGCGCGCGAUGGCGUUGUUCGGCAAGCUGUUCGGCGGCAGCAAAGGUGGCAAAGGGCCGAGCCCGCAGGAGGCCAUCCAGAAGCUCCGCGAGACGGAGGAGAUGCUGAGCAAGAAGCAGGAGUUUCUGGAGAAGAAGAUCGAGCAGGAGUUACAAGUCGCCAAGAAGAACGGCGUGAAGAACAAAAGAGCGGCUCUGCAGGCUUUGAAGCGAAAGAAGCGCUACGAGAAGCAGCUGGAGCAGAUCGACGGCACCUUGUCCACCAUCGAGUUCCAGAGGGAGGCCCUGGAGAACGCCAACACCAACACAGAAGUGCUAAAGAACAUGGGCUAUGCUGCCAAGGCCAUGAAGUCUGCACACUCUAACAUGGACAUAGACAAGGUGGACGACUUGAUGCAGGACAUAAACGAGCAGCAGGAGUUGGCCCAGGAGAUCUCUGAUGCCAUCUCCAAACCUGUGUGCUUCGGGGAGGAAUACGACGAGGAUGAACUUCUUGCUGAGCUGGAUGAGCUGGAACAAGAAGAGCUGGAUAAAAACCUGCUGGACAUCGGGCCAGAGAACGUGCCCCUACCCAACGUGCCUUCAACCUCCUUACCUUCCAGACCUGCAAAGAAAGUGGAGGAUGAAGAUGACAUGGAUGACUUGCAGCGCUGGGCAGAAGCCAUGUGAUCACUUCAAUAUAUCAUCUGUACUCUCACCUGUAUCGCCAGCUGGACACCCCAUGGACUCAUACUGUGUGUGUGUGUGUGUGUGUGUGUGUGUGUGUGUGUGUGUGUGUGUGUGUGUGUGUGUGUGUGUGUGUGUGUGUGUGUGUGUGUGUGUGUGUGUGUGUGUGUGUGUGUGUGUGUGUGUGUGUGUGUGUGUGUGUGUGUGUGUGUGUGUGUGUGUGUGUGUGUGUGUGUGUGUGUGUGUGUGUGUGUGUGUGUGUGUGUGUGCGUGCGUGUGUGUGUGCGCGUGCGCGUGUGUGUGCGCGCGUGUAGGACUGAAUUGGACACUCCAAAAGAAAAUAUGUUUAUUGUCAGAAUGAAGAAACUGUUGAACAUGACACUAAUUUGUAUGCCCUGAUAUCUUCUUGUUCGCUUUAGCAUCUUUCACUACACUGUGUGAAAUUCCUGACUUCUAUUUCUUAUUUUAUCUUUCAUUUCAAUUUAUCUUUCAUUUCAAGUUAUCUUUUAUUUGAAGUUAUCUUUUUAUUUCAAGUUAUCUUUCAUUUCAAGUUAUCUUUCAUUUCAAGUUAUUUCAUUUCAAGAGUGUUUGCCACAAUGAGUGUUUGCUCCUCCAUCCUCUGGUCACACAUGAUGUAAAUAACACUUUUUCUACACCCUCCGCUCCAGGAAUCCUCCUCUCAUGACGUCUUAUAUUUCACUUGAAGCCCCUCCUGUCCGACUGUAUUCAAAAGGAGACGUCAAUCAUCUCUUUGUAAGGUUUAGUGUUGCUUCUGUUCUAUUUCAUACUUCAAAUCCCCAUUGUAUAUUUUUCAUUGACAAAAAAGUCCCACAGGUGAAUUACAGACAGGCAAGCAUGUUUGCUGUUCUACGGAAUGUUUUAUUUAUCCAGAAAUGAAUAUUAUUUGAAAAAAAUAAUUAAAAGAAGUAAAUUCUUGUA
Molecule: messenger RNA, 1767 nt
Organism: Nerophis lumbriciformis (worm pipefish)
Lineage: Eukaryota; Metazoa; Chordata; Actinopteri; Syngnathiformes; Syngnathidae
Product: charged multivesicular body protein 4b-like
Biological process (GO): vesicle budding from membrane; late endosome to vacuole transport via multivesicular body sorting pathway
Cellular component (GO): cytoplasmic side of plasma membrane; ESCRT III complex; multivesicular body
Source: RefSeq, a predicted model, not a curated record